AAAUAAAAUUCUGAAACUUUCUUUCAUGACAGCUCACUUCUUUAAAACUUUCUCGUUCGUUUCGUUGGGUUUGUUCUUCUUACAGCAGCAGCAGCAGUCAGCAGCACCACCACCGGUCGCCGUGUAGAAAUUUCAUAUAAAAUUACUUUUCAUUUUACAUUCCCAACAAAAGAAAAGUCAAAUUUUCUUUAACCAUUUUCCACAAUGGGACUUUUAUACAGACUUCGAGUUCGUUUGAUAAACUUUUUAGUAUUUUUUCUCAUCGUAGUUUUAAUACCCGGCAUUCCGCCACGGAACACUUUUCCCUUUGCAGCAUUCACUGUGACACCUGCGAAAGAACUUAAAGGCGCUCUAGAACCUAAUUUUCAUCUUGAAGGCGCCGAAAGGUUACUCGAAGGCCGUGUCUAUGGCCCAGAACAUUUGCUGGCACGUAAAAAUGAGAUCUACACUGGAAUUUAUGGUGGCGAGGUUAUUAAACUAACUGCCGAUCAUGUUACGCAUGUAGCAAAGUUCGGACAACCUUGUGAAGAAAUCUUUGAAGAAUCACGGUGUGGACGACCUUUGGGCUUGGCCUUCGAUACACUUGGCAAUAACUUGAUUGUUGCCGAUGCUUAUUAUGGUCUGUGGGAGGUUAAUCUAUCGAAUGGAAAGAAGAAGCUUCUUAUCUCUGCUCAACAGGAGCUGGAUGGUAAAAUAAAACGCAAACCGAUGAUGUUCAAUAGCUUGGCCGUAGAUAAAAAGGGCGACGUAUUCUGGACUGACUCAUCUUCUGAUUUCUUGCUUGAAGAUAUUGCAUUCACUGUGUUUGCCAACCCAUCAGGAAGAUUGUUCCACUACGAUAGAGUGAAGAAUGAAAGCAAAUGUCUCCUCGAUGAACUGUUCUUCCCCAAUGGAGUUGUUAUCAGUCCAAAUGAGGAAUUCGUUGUUGUUGCUGAAACUGGUUCGUCACGUCUAUUGAAAUAUUAUCUUAAAGGCGCAAAGAAGGGACAACAUGAGGUGUUUGUUGAUGGUUUACCCGGAUUACCCGAUAAUCUAACGCCCGACAGUGAAGGAAUAUGGAUUCCACUUUUAGUUUUCAAAGAUGCUGAUCAUCCAUCGCUCUUUGCUAUCUUCUCAGAAUUCCCAACAAUUCGUAAAUUCGUAUCGCGUUUGUUGGUGCUCUUCGAAAUGCCUUUCCGUAUGCUCAACAAUGUAUUCCCUAACGUAUUGACUCAGAGAUUUAUCCAUUCGAUUGGACAUGGCGAAGUGGUUGUGCCUUUCCUGCCUAAGCGUUCGACAAUUGUUCGUGUUGACUGGAAUGGAAACAUCGUAGGGUCUUUGCACGGGUUCGAUAAGUCUGUUGGGCAUGUCUCGCAUGUGCUUGAGCUUGAAGAUAAUUUGCUUUUGGGAUCGCCUUACAAUCGUUUCAUUGCUAAAGUCAAAUUGCCUAAAUCGCCUCAGAUUAAAGUUCGCAAUGUGCGGUAUGAUAAUGCUGCUAAUAUCGAGCCUGUUGUUCCCGUUGUUGCUAAAGCUACAACUACCACUCCUAGGCCAACAACCACCACCACCACUACUACCCCAAGGCCAACGACAACACCUAAACCAACUACAACCCCCAGGCCAACCACAACUCCCAGGCCAACAACAACUCCUAAACCAACCACAACUCCCAAACCAACUACAACUACCCCAAGGCCGACCACAACGACUCCUAAACCAACUACAACGACACCAAAGCCAACAACAACACCAAGACCAGUAACAACAACACCCAAACCUGCACCAAAGCCAGCAGCUGCACCAAAGCCAGCAACUGCACCAAAACCAGCAGCCACACCAACUCCGGCGGCCAAACCCACUCCAAAACCAGCCCCAGCUGCAAAGCCCACACCUCAAGCCACACCUAAGCCAGCAACACGUACGCCUCCUAAGGACCCAGCUCCGAUUGUUGAAAAAAUACCUCAAGACACCAAACCCCCAGCACAAGAAAAAUUGAAGGUCAUCAAAAAGGGUGGUGAGCAUGGUGAGCUGUAAAAAAACUAAACAUGCCAUAUAACUUUCGUCUGCCUGUGCCUAUGCCUGUGGCCAGGCAAAGCGCAAAGUUACACAACGUAAAUCAAUUUUUAUCAUUAUGAACAUAAAAUUGACACCCCACACGAACACGUAAUAAACUUACUUGGAUAUCUCUUAAAGUUCGUAGAUGUAAUUAAAUUUAAAGAAUCUUUUUAGCACAUUGCUUAUGUUCGUUUCACUCAAACACAAACGAAAAAUUAUUUAAUAAUCUCUACAAAACUAUUCUUUAGUUUUUUUAAUUUCUAUUGGUUUUGGAUUAAAAUGUGAUCUUUUUUUGAAUUAUUAUUACAUUAUCUUUAAUAUUUUUCUUUCUUUAUUUUCUACAUAUCUUAUACGUAAAAUUACAUAAUAAAGAUUUGGAAAAUAGAAAUGUAUAAUCUUAAGAGCCUGGUCAUGUGUUAAGCAAUAAAGUAAAUUUCAAGUUAAGGAAAAACUAAGGCAAUUUAAGUCGCAGGGUUCUUAGAAAAUAAGUUUAAAUACGUAUUGAAUUAUUAUAUCCUGUAUUCCAAAAGAACACGAAACGAAAUACAUUCCUUCUAUUUAAAAAUAAACAAUAUUUUUAAUUUUGUUAGUAAA
Eupeodes corollae is the source of this 2628-nucleotide messenger RNA. RefSeq names its product adipocyte plasma membrane-associated protein Hemomucin (gene Hmu). The record is from RefSeq and is a predicted model, not a curated record. Gene Ontology annotation, biological process: biosynthetic process. Bases 205 to 2013 code for a protein of 602 amino acids. Lineage: Eukaryota; Metazoa; Arthropoda; Insecta; Diptera; Syrphidae. Gene Ontology annotation, molecular function: strictosidine synthase activity. The transcript is spliced from 4 exons.